AUGCCAGAGAGCCGAGGUUCAUAUGCUAGACUCAUGGCUAUGUGCGCUGUAAGCGCUCUUCGAAUAAAGAAUGGGGCAGUCUUGAACGAAAGGAGUGUACCGGAUGAUCUGAACCCGAGGCUCUAUUUCGACGAAACUCUUCAAGCUAUUCCCCACAAUGUGAACGAGUUUAAAGAAUUUGAAAGCCUACAGGCUACUGGACUUGCCUGCUUGACCGCGCUUCACUACAGCGAUGGACCUCUUCUGCACCAGAUUCUAGGUCUCUAUCAUGCUGUAGUAGCAGAGCAUGGAUUUAGUGAUGAGAAAAGAUGGCCACAUGGAUUGUCUGAGAUUGAGAUAGAAGAGCGAAGAAGGCUUUUCUGGCACAUGUAUCGUCUUGAAGUACACACAUCUCUCGUCAUUGGCCAUGUCGUUCGGUGCCCAGAACUGCAGUCAUCCGUCGCCUAUCCCACGAUACAGGACAUUGAUUUUACCAAGUCCGAGGACUACAACGUCCAUCAGUCAGAAUGGUUUAGUGGGUGGAACUUCGUCACAGACCUGUAUAGGGGAAUUGAGCAUGUAGUUGCCCAAUUUAAAUACCGCCGUGCAUCAGCCAAUAUUGACCGCCGGAGUCUAUCUACUGCCUUCAUUCUGGAUUAUGAUCCUCAAAAGAAAAUUCUAGAUCCACUCGCCGCAGCGCGCGAUGACUUGCCUGACCGAUUUAAGAAAGCUUUGCCAGUCUCAUCAGAUACUUGCCGGAAUCGAUGCGGUUAUCAGACGGCAAACAUUGCAUGCACCUAUCAACUUCUCAGGAUGGUUACGUUCAGUGCAUACCACACAACAACCCUGUACGAGGCGUGUCAGACAGUUCUCGAAUUAAUUGAUGAAAUAUCGAAUAUACCAAUCGAAUAUCUUCGUGCGAUGGGCUUAGCUAUGUUACAGGAGCUUUCGGGCUUUGGCCACAUAUUGAGCAGCUUUAUUAACGAAGGGUUAUCCAGGUCAGACUAUUACCACUUGAGGACCGUCAUGCUCUGUAUGUUGGAAUUACUCGAAAGUCUUUCAUCCUGUAUGGCGACUGCCUUGGAGGCUAGUCAGAGACUACGUGCAUAUGUGGAAAACAUUGAUCAAUUGCUCGACAUACCGCAGACCCCAGACAGACAGACUCCCGACGAAGAAGAUGGGCAGUCCCAAGAUGAUGCUAGAGCUUUGGAUAUUUUAACACAACAACUAAUGGUACCGUUGGAUAUACUCCAGCGAAUCCCAUGGCCUGCAGCCUGGGAAGAGUCAGUGGGCCUAUUUUAG
Talaromyces amestolkiae is the source of this 1281-nucleotide messenger RNA. RefSeq lists its product as uncharacterized. Gene Ontology annotation, biological process: DNA-templated transcription. NCBI's taxonomy places the organism in Eukaryota, Fungi, Ascomycota, Eurotiomycetes, Eurotiales, Trichocomaceae. Gene Ontology annotation, molecular function: zinc ion binding; DNA binding. Bases 1 to 1281 code for a protein of 426 amino acids. The transcript is spliced from 4 exons. The record is from RefSeq and is a predicted model, not a curated record.